Adelges cooleyi (spruce gall adelgid) is the source of this 2783-nucleotide messenger RNA. RefSeq names its product zinc finger protein 468-like. Bases 208 to 2532 code for a protein of 774 amino acids. Lineage: Eukaryota; Metazoa; Arthropoda; Insecta; Hemiptera; Adelgidae. Gene Ontology annotation, cellular component: nucleus. Gene Ontology annotation, molecular function: DNA-binding transcription factor activity, RNA polymerase II-specific; RNA polymerase II cis-regulatory region sequence-specific DNA binding. The transcript has 9 exons. Gene Ontology annotation, biological process: regulation of transcription by RNA polymerase II; central nervous system development. The record is from RefSeq and is a predicted model, not a curated record.
UGUUUUGGCAUCCAACUUUCUCUAAAACAUGAAAAAUUUUUUUAAUAAUAUGCAAUAUUGUAUGACGUAUAUCCAUACACAUGACACAAAUUUGACUUCGUGAGUGAUUUUAUACCUGUUUUAUGGGAACAGAGCCUUGAGAUACAUUCUUGUUCUAUAGCUGUGUAAUAAUUACUAGUGAGAAAUAAACAAAAACCCAGAGUUAAAAUGGACGAUCAUAGCAAUGGAACCAUUAUCAAACUAGAAGAUAAUAAGAUCGAGAUAGAGCAGUGUUCUAAAGCCUUAUUGAAAAUAACAGAACCAAAUCACAUGGAGAACUCAUACAAAAGUUCUACGACAAACCAAAACGAUUAUAAAAAUAUUAUUGAUGGAGAUGCAUAUAGAUUACUCGUGAGAAAUAAACAAAAACCCAGAGUUAAAAUGACCAAUCUUAGCAAUGGAACCAUUAUCAAACUAGAAGAAAAUAAGAUCGAGAUAGAGCAGUGUUCUAAAGCCUUAUUGAAAACAACAGAACCAAAUCACAUAGAAAACUCAUACAAAAGUUCUACGACAAACCAAAACGAUUAUAAAAGAAUUAUUGAUGGAAAUGCAUAUAGACUUAAUGAAGCAGGAGGUAUUAAAAUUGAAGAAGGAGAAACGGACGUUUAUUAUUAUAAGUCUAUUUUUGAGGUAGAAGCAGAAAAUAAACAAUGGAAAGAGCAACAAAAUACAAUCGACGCGAAUGAAUACAACGUUGUUAAUUCGAAAAUCAAAGUUGAAGACAAAACAGACGGUUAUUACCAUAGCAUAGAGAACAAAAUUGAUAAAGACAAUGAAGAUAUGAAAAAGGAAUUAUCUGAAACCUUUAUAAGUGAAACAAAAUCGAGUAACAUUGAAAAAUUAUAUAAUAGUCGUGUGACAGCACGGAACGAUCUUCAAAAAAUAUUUGACGGGAAUAUAUACAAACUUAAUGAAGCAGGAGGAAUUAAAAUUGAAGUAGGAGAAACGGACGAUUAUUAUUAUAAGUCUAUUUUUGAGGUAGAAGCAGAAAAUAAACAAUGGAAAGAGCAACAAAAUACAAUCGACGCGAAUGAAUACAACGAUGUUGAUUUGAAAAUCAAAGUUGAAGACAAAACAGACGGUUAUUACCAUGGCAUAGAGAACAAAAUUCAUAAAGACGACGAAGAUAUGAAACAGGAAUUAACUGAAAUUUCUAUAGAAGAAACAAAUUCAACUAAUAUUGAUAAAUCAUAUAAUAGUUAUGUGACAGCACAGAACCAUCUUCAAAAAACAUUUGACGGGAAUAUAUACAAUUACAGAAAAGUGAUUAAUACAACGAUAGUUCAAGUCGAAGCCGAUUUAUUGAACGGACAUUAUUUCGAGUCCGUGAUUGAAGUUGAAAAUAAUGGUCUUUUAGAUGUGCAACCUACUAAAAACGGUUUGGACAAAAUACAGCAAUUUGCGUGUGAUUUAUGUAAGAUGUAUUUUAACACUAAACGGAGAGUGACCCAGCACAUAAUUCGAUUACAUAAUGCACAUGCAUCAACACAGAAAAACACUGCAACUCAAGUUAUCAAAAAUCGUCUUACAGUCAAUGAUACGAGUUAUGAAGGGAAUAAACAAACUGAUGGUUGUCAAGUCGAGUCUUGGAUUGAAAAAGGUGUCAAUAAUCAAAUAGCACGAAAGAAUGACAAUAAAUAUAUAAAAGAACGACGAAUAUUCCACUGCGAUUUUUGUCAAACGUCGUACCGUACUAAAAAGCAAAUAACAUUACAUAUAGUAAAAUCCCACAAAAGUUCAAAUAACCAAUAUUCUACCCUAAAAAAUAGCAUUAUACAUAACAAUAAAUAUACUAGAGCAUUCACCAAAAACAUCAUCCGACACUACAAAUGUGAUGUUUGUUUUAAAGAUUUUUCGUGUAAAUCACUACUCACUAAACACGAACGAGUACACAAUGGGGAAAAGCCCUAUAAAUGCGCUGUUUGCUCAAAGUCGUUUUCUCAAAAAUAUAAUCUAACAGCUCAUGAACGAGUGCACACUGGAGAAAAACCUUAUAAAUGUGAUGUUUGUUUAAAGUCAUUUUAUACAAAUUCAGACCUCACAAAACAUAAACGCGUGCACACUGGAGAAAAACCUUAUAAAUGUGAUGUUUGUUUAAAGUCAUUUUAUACAAAUUCAGACCUCACAAAACAUAAACGCGUGCACACUGGAGAAAACCCUUAUAAAUGUACUGUUUGUUUAAAGUCGUGUUAUUCAAAUGCAGACCUCACAAAACAUAAACGCGUGCACACUGGAGAAAAGCCCUUUCAGUGUUUGGUAUGUUUAAAAUCAUUUUCUGAAAAACCUUCGCUUACAAAUCACAAACGAGUGCACUCAGGAGAAAAACCCUACAAAUGUGCGGUCUGCUUAAAAUCGUUUUCCUUAAACGGAAAUCUCACAAAACAUGAACGAGUACAUGCUGGUGAAAAACCCUACAAAUGUGCUGUAUGUUUUAAGUCGUUUACUGAUAAAUCAAGCCUCACAAAACACAACAAACGCGUACACUCUGAUUGAUUACCCUUAAAAAUAUAUUUACUCAAGUUUAUUUUCUCAAUAAUCGAAGUUUAUAAAUUUUAACUUAAAAUUAUAUAGUAAUAUAUUUUUUAUUUUAUUACUAACAUAAAAUUGUGUAUAUGUGCGUUACUUAUUUCAAUCAAUGUUUAUUGAAACGUGUUUAUAUACUUCUAGAGCAAAAUGUAUUUUUAAUUAUAUUGUUAGAUAUUGUGUUUAAUCAGUGCACGUUAAAAAUUGUAAGCUACUCGACA